This is a messenger RNA of Bufo bufo (common toad), 2645 nucleotides long. It is a transcript of the gene CHRNA10, whose product is annotated as cholinergic receptor nicotinic alpha 10 subunit. Gene Ontology annotation, biological process: nervous system process; chemical synaptic transmission; monoatomic ion transmembrane transport. The transcript is spliced from 5 exons. Gene Ontology annotation, molecular function: acetylcholine-gated monoatomic cation-selective channel activity; transmembrane signaling receptor activity. NCBI's taxonomy places the organism in Eukaryota, Metazoa, Chordata, Amphibia, Anura, Bufonidae. Gene Ontology annotation, cellular component: postsynaptic membrane; synapse; neuron projection. The record is from RefSeq and is a predicted model, not a curated record. The coding region runs from base 147 to 1667 and encodes 506 amino acids.
ACUAGACUCAGAGAUGCUGCAGAGUCGACAUGUCAGGGUGACCACUACACAGGGCACGGCGCCGAUCCUGGGGUCACCUGGAACCCAGAAACCAUGACCCUUCCAUGACCUGAACCCCCCAAAAAUCAGGAGCAACUCCACAAUACAUGCUGUUCAUUAUGAGACUGCAGCCCAUACUGUGCUGCUGUCUCUGCCUCCUGCCAGGAGUUUUGGGGGCUCAGGGGAAGUUUGCCUACAAACUGAUGAAUGAUUUAUUUGCCAAUUACUCCAAUGCUUUGCGCCCAGUGGAAGAUAUGGACAAAGCUAUGAAUGUGACGCUGCAAGUCACCCUGUCACAGAUUAUUGAUAUGGAUGAACGGAAUCAGAUCCUGAUGGCUUACCUGUGGAUCCGCCAGGUUUGGUUUGACGCCUACCUGCGCUGGAACAAGGAGGAUUAUGAUGGACUCGAUACCAUCCGUAUACCGAGCAGUUAUGUAUGGAGACCUGAUAUAGUCCUAUAUAACAGCGCUGAUGACCAGUUCACAGGCUCGAUGGAGACCAAUGUGGUGAUCAGAUAUGACGGGCAGAUCAUGUGGGACUCUCCGGCCAUCACCAAGAGCUCCUGUAAAGUGGACGUUUCCUACUUCCCCUUUGAUGGUCAGCAAUGCCGUUUGACCUUUGGCUCCUGGACAUAUAAUGGUAAUCAGAUUGACAUCUUGAACAAGCUGGACACUGGGGAUCUGACGGACUUUGUGGAGAACGUUGAGUGGGAGAUGCUGGGAAUGCCGGCGAAGAAGAACGUGAUCACCUACGGCUGCUGCUCGGAGCCGUACCCCGAUGUCACCUACACCCUAAUCCUGAAGAGGAGGGCGUCAUUCUACAUCUUCAAUCUUCUUCUUCCUUGUGUCAUGAUCUCCUUCCUGGCUCCACUAGGGUUCUACCUCCCGGCAGACUCUGGAGAGAAGGUGUCCCUGGGGGUGACCGUCCUGUUGGCCCUCACUGUGUUCCAGCUGCUUGUGGCUGAGAGUAUGCCGCCAUCCGAAAAUGUGCCACUCAUCGGGAAGUACUACAUCGCCACCAUGACAAUGAUCACGGCCUCAACAGCCCUGACAAUUUUUAUCAUGAAUAUUCACCAUUGUGGCCCAGAAGCAAAACCCGUCCCAAAAUGGGCAAAGAAAUUUAUCUUACAAUAUAUGUCCAGGAUAUUCUUUGUCUAUGAGGUGGGGGAAAGCUGCAAAAGACCUAAACCAGAGAAACCUCCCACAGUACAGGUCAUGAACGGACAAGCCAAACGGGAAGACCCCACCAACAUUCUUAAAAACAGUCAAGAGGGGGACACAAAGUGUACACCUAAGAAGAAAGACUUGGACUUGGGGCAGGAAAAUUCUUCAAGCAAUGGCCACAAUGCCUGGAAGGAUCCUGGAAAAUAUGAGAGAAGUUCUGAUCAGUGCAGGGGUGGGAAAGGUAAUGGUUGUGGAGAGUGCCCUAAAGUCGAUUGUCUGUGCCACAAUGAACGCUUGCUUAAAAACAUUGAAUAUAUGGCCAACUGCUUCCGAGAGCAAAAGGCAGCGCAAAAACGGACUGGGGAAUGGAAGAAAGUGGCCAAGGUCAUGGACCGGUUCUUCAUGUGGGUGUUCUUCAUCAUGGUGUUUUUCAUGAGUGUGCUAAUAAUGGGCAAAGCAAUCUGAGACACCUUGUCCACAGUCGAGGUUACGGCUUCUCCAGUCAUUGCGAAUCCUUAAGUACCAUUAAGUCCAGCCAGCCUCGUUAGUUGUAUACUUCAACAUCUAUAUCUAGCUUCAUAUCCUUGUCCAUGCCGUCAACGCUUACUGUCCUAAUGAAGGGCAAAAUUCUCAGAUAUAUUUUCCAUAUCUAAAGUUUAGACAGUCAAGGGUUCUCCAACCAUUUUCAUUAUACAGGAACAUGAAUGGCUGUCUGAACCUAUUUUAGAAUGUAUAGAGUCACUCUGAUACACUAAUAUUAUCCUCAACCCUACUGUCCUAAUGAAAUGUGCUAAUUAUCUGCAAAUCGAUGUAGCAGUCAUUGUCAAUGAAUUAAAACACUCAGACAACUAAGGCUCUCUCAAAAUCAUGGAGGAACAUGCUCCAGUAUGUCCAGUCUGGUUGUAUGACUAGUCGAGAAGACCAUGCAGUCAUAUCAUGGUCUUCUCAAGCUGGAUUUACAUGUAACGCUUUUUCAUAGGGUGAGAUGAUCGGAGGUUCUGAGACCUCAAUCAUUGUUCCCGGGCAGCAGAUCUUGGUGUCUAAACAACCUCUGCUGCCCAGGAACGAUGACUUUGUAUGGAAGCAUUUCUCCUCCACUUAACGAGCAGUCGAUUGUCAAAAAAGGAACGCUUCCCUCCUGAUAAUCGGCUGCUCCUUACAGCAUCUAAAUGCGCCUUAAAUAGUUUGCUAAUUAGAUUCACGGAGAAUCAGGAUACAGUAUGUAUAGAAAAGUCUUGGUCAACCAUUUGAUUCUCUGUUAUUUGUAUCUCUCCUGUCCUCAGAAGAGUUUUAUAAAAUAUCCAGAUCUACAUUCAUGCUGUCAAUGAUUCAUUCAAACCACAGUGUGUUUUUGGAGAAAGUAAAUUGUAGGUUAAGCUAUUGGAGAUACACUGUCCAUAGAAAUAACUCAAUUUGCAGGUUUCUUUAUGUCUUGUCUGGCUG